Arvicanthis niloticus (Nile rat) is the source of this 1692-nucleotide messenger RNA. RefSeq names its product FA core complex associated protein 24 (gene Faap24). The record is from RefSeq and is a predicted model, not a curated record. NCBI's taxonomy places the organism in Eukaryota, Metazoa, Chordata, Mammalia, Rodentia, Muridae. Gene Ontology annotation, cellular component: Fanconi anaemia nuclear complex. Gene Ontology annotation, molecular function: chromatin binding. Gene Ontology annotation, biological process: interstrand cross-link repair.
GGGAACCCGGAAGUGGCAGGGCGUCUGGUGACAUCCACGGAGGUUCUAGACCCCGGAGCAGUGAGCUUCCUUGCCGUUGUAGCCCCUGACAGGGACCGAAUAGAGGAGCCACCAUAAGCGUCCUGUUAGAGCUAAGGGAGUUGCUUACAAAGAGGGACGGAGUCACUAAAACAGAAGUCUCCCGGUUUUAGCCUGGGGUGGUGGCACCCGGCUGUCAUUCUAGUACUUGGGCUGCUGAGUUCAAGUCAAGCUUGAGCUAGUAGUCAACUAUCAGUACAGAGAGGAGCCAAGCUUGAUAAUAAGACCCAAUAUUGUUUUGAAAAUAAAUAAAUACAUUUCUUGAAUUCAGACGUCGGUUGAAGUAGUUCAAUGCCUGAAAAGCCACUCUACAGAUCCUGCAAAGAGGUUCGGACUUCGUGUAGAAGUGUGUGCAACAGCGCCUACUCGAGCGAAAUCUUUCAUUUUCCUCAUUAGACCAAAACCACGGAUGGAAAGGAAUCCCUCUGAUGGUACAGGUCCGGUCCACGUGCCACUGGGGCAUAUUGUGGCUAAUGAAAAAUGGCGUGGGUCCCAACUGGCUCAGGAGAUACAAGGAAAAGUUAGACUCAUUUUUGAGGAGGGUCUGGCAUCAGCAGAUUUCUACCUGUCUAGCAAAUCUUGCAUUCUCUAUAUCACUGAAGCAGAUCUGGUGGCCGGACAUGGCUACAGAAAGAGACUUGCUCGCUUUAGAAACUCUGCACAUCUUCAAGGGAUUAUAAUAGUUGAAAAAACCCAGAUGAGUGAACAGUACUUCCCAGCAGUCCAGAAGUUCACUGUGCUAGACCUUGGGAUGGUGCUGCUUCCAGUGGCAAGCCAGUCGGAAGCAUCCUGCCUCAUUAUCCAGUUGGUUCAAGAGCAAACCAGAGAGCCCAGCAAGAACCCUUUCCUCAGGAAAAAGCGCUCCAUGCUUUCUGAGUUGUCUCUUGUUCAAACUGUGCAGCAGAUCCCAGGGGUUGGGAAGGUUAAGGCCCCCCUUCUGCUCCAGAAGUUUCCAAGCAUCCAGCAACUGAGUAACGCUUCCAUCCAGGAACUGGAGGAGGUCGUGGGACACGCAGUAGCACGGCAAAUCCACACCUUCUUCACCCAGCCUAAGGGACAGCAGCCCCGCAGCUGACUCUGCCUUCAGACUACAAACUACAUCGUCUGGGUUUCAUAUUUUAAAAAGCAAGGGAAAACGUCCUCCUCCCAGUGGCAACAGGCUAAAGAUAAGGAGCGGACCGAUGAGGCCCUGCCUCAUUGUCUGUCGGGGCAGUGACCUUGUGGGCCUUGGGGGGUCUCGGGUGGCACUGGCCACUUUCUGAUUAAGAUAAAGAGGAUCCCGCAGGGUUCAUCCAGAGACUUUCUCAGCAGCAGCCAGCUGGAGCAGAUUUGUACAAGGCACUUUGCCCUUCAUGUGUCACUGAGAGGUCCUGUGAGGGUCCAGGUGGCAGAUGUGAGGGUCCAGAGCUGAGUAGGGAGUGCCCUUGUUCCCAGUGUCAGGGCCUCAGCUCAGGUCUUCUCCGCACAUGUCAGGUACCAUGCUCUGGAGUUUCUGUCAACAAAUGCCUUUCCUCCCUCAUAACCCCUUCCUCCCUUCUCAACACAAAAAAACUAUUUUGUGCUUUGGAUGAUGUAGAAGAAGUAAUUAGGGUGAAAUAAAAAAAAAAAAAAUAA